CAUCCGGGCGGCUCUCGCUCCUCUUCAAUCGCAAUCCGCUCCCCUUCCCUGCGCUCUCCACCGGGGAGUUCUGUGGCUGCACAAGAAAACCCUCGAAUCCCGGGACCUUCGUCGGCGUCCGGUACCGGGCCGUGAGACGCUGCUCCCCGCACCGCCGGUCGCACAUGCCGCGGGCUCCGCCGGUGGUGGUGCAGGGCGCCGAGCGCUCCCAGUCGGUGCGACAUCUCCGCGCUCAAGUAGCAUCGCUGGCUAACGUUAGCUAACAACAUCGAUCUGUGCUGCUCCACCCCCCUCUCCCUCCGGUCGACCCCCGCUACCGAUCCGUCACAUCAACACUUGAUUGAUAGCUCACACUGGACCAGCGAGGGCAGGCCCCCUCCCCCGACCGUCCAUCGGCUACCGCAGGAGACCCACCGGUUCCUCCCCUGACGUUUUGGAUUUAGGGCCCGCAACUUCGGAGUUUUAACCCGUAUUAUUCAGACCACCGACCCCCUUUCCUCCUCCUCUGUGGCCUUUUAGGGGUCUGUUUCCUCUCUACCUCAACAUCCAGAUGCCUCCCCGCCCCUCAGCUGCACUAUCACCCCGAAACUGAUCCUUCCGAGCCCCAACAGACACCGGCUCUGCUGCUUCUGACAAUCCGACCAGGGAGCGCUGCUCUGCGGGCACUGAUUGCGUCGAACCCCGGCGGACAUCUCCGGUUCUCUCCUUCCCUUUCUUUCUCUCUCUGUGUGGCUGCAGAGGGAAGCUAUCUAUCUGCCCUCUUCCUCUUCACACCCACACAGUCAGCACAUCCAGUGACCGGUCUGUCCCCACACCUCCCUCAAUCCCAGCACAUAUCCGUGACACAAACCCCGCAGCGCCCGAGCCACGGGUCUCGCCAUGCCGGGUCCGGUGGCCGGUAGCAAGUCCCGUGUGUACGCAGACGUCAAUACGCUGAAGAGCCGAGAGUACUGGGAUUACGAGGCCCACGUCCCCAACUGGAACAACCAGGAAGACUACCAGCUGGUUCGUAAGCUGGGCAGAGGGAAGUACAGCGAAGUGUUUGAGGCCAUCAACAUCACCAACAAUGAGAAAGUGGUGGUCAAGAUCCUGAAGCCGGUAAAGAAGAAGAAGAUCAAGCGAGAGAUCAAGAUCCUGGAGAACCUGCGGGGAGGGACCAACAUCAUCCGACUGGUAGACACAGUCAAAGACCCAGUGUCCAGAACUCCAGCGCUCGUCUUUGAAUGCAUCAAUAACACAGACUUCAAGGAGUUGUACCAGAAGUUGACAGAUUAUGAUAUCCGUUUCUAUAUGUAUGAACUACUGAAGGCUCUGGACUACUGUCACAGUAUGGGAAUCAUGCACCGUGACGUCAAACCCCACAAUGUGAUGAUCGACCACCAGUUGAGAAAGCUACGCCUUAUAGACUGGGGUUUGGCAGAGUUCUACCACCCUUCCCAGGAGUACAACGUCAGAGUGGCCUCGAGAUACUUCAAAGGGCCUGAACUUCUGGUGGACUACCAGAUGUAUGAUUACAGUCUAGACAUGUGGAGCUUGGGCUGUAUGCUGGCCAGUAUGAUUUUUCAGAAAGAACCCUUCUUCCAUGGACAAGACAACUAUGACCAGUUGGUGCGAAUUGCCAAGGUCCUGGGGACAGACGAGCUCUUCGGCUACCUGCGUAAAUACCACAUUGAACUGGACCCGCGCUUCAAAGACCUGCUGGGACAGCAGAGCAGGAAGCGCUGGGAACAGUUUGUGCAGACAGAGAACCAGCACCUGGUGAGUCCUGAAGCUCUGGACCUGCUGGACAAGCUGCUACGCUACGACCACCAACAGAGGCUGACUGCCACAGAGGCCAUGGAGCACCCAUACUUCUACCCAGUAAUAAAGGAGCAAUCUCUGUCAAACUCUGACAACAACAUGGUAUCCAGUGGCAACACUACAGCGCGAUGAAACACAGAAGUGGAAGAAGAAGAUGUUUGUUACCUCAGCUUUGUACCCGGUUGUGACAGUAACUUUGACAAGUGUACAGUGACAAUGGAUCAAAGUAUCUCUGACCAGUUACACACUCCCAAAUAUGUGCAUACGGAUACACACAUCUACACACACUGAUGCAAGCACACUUUUACACAGACACACACGCAAACACGUAUACACACACUCACCUCCUGUAUCAGUCUGCGAUUGGCUUGUCCUGGUUCCCUGUCCAGCAGCCCGACCAAUGAGCUUGAAGCUGCUCCCCCCAUCGUCCCCCAUCGUCUUUUUCCUCCCAGCUCCGUCUCAUGUAGGUCAACAAGGACAAACUACUUUUAAAGACAAUUCAGUCCCUCCUCUCUGUCCUCCCUCCUUUAUAUCAUCCCCUGUUUGUUUGCAUCAGCAUGGAGAAUGAACAGGAGCGUGAGCCUGUCCCAGUCCCGACCCCCGACACCCCCCACCCUCCCCCCUCCAGACCUCUUCAUCCAUCCGUCUGUCUGUCUGCCCCCCUCCCUCCCCCCCAACAGACAGAUGGACGUCUUAGCACUACUCCAGUUCUGAAAGUGGCAUGGUGGACUCUCUCUAGAUAGAAUGAUGAUGAUAAUAAUAUUAAUAAUGAAAAAUAAAUGAUUUUUAUUUAGAUGAUGUCUGCCUGUGUCGCGAGUGAAUUAUUACUUUUUGUAGCUGUGGGACAUCUUUCAGAUUAGGGCUGUGCCAUGUUGAUGAUAUCGGUAUAUUUUGUUUAUGAGUAAAAAAACAAUGCAUCUCAUGAUAUUGGCAACAUUCACACUUCUUGACGUAGUGGCAUAAGGGUUUCCAUUAAUGACCUAGACCAGGGAUGGGCAACUGGAGGCCCGGGGGCCGCAGACGGCCCUCACCCUCACUUGAAGUGGCCCUCAGUACAACUACAUGCAUUUGAGCAUGAAAUCUUAAAAGUGCAGUGUAAAAAUGCACAAAAUUACUUCUUGCAAUUAAUGUUGGUCUGCUG
Centropristis striata (black sea bass) is the source of this 2941-nucleotide messenger RNA. It is a transcript of the gene csnk2a2b, whose product is annotated as casein kinase 2, alpha prime polypeptide b. NCBI's taxonomy places the organism in Eukaryota, Metazoa, Chordata, Actinopteri, Perciformes, Serranidae. The record is from RefSeq and is a predicted model, not a curated record. The transcript is spliced from 12 exons. Gene Ontology annotation, cellular component: nucleus; cytosol; protein kinase CK2 complex. The coding region runs from base 880 to 1932 and encodes 350 amino acids. Gene Ontology annotation, molecular function: protein serine/threonine kinase activity; ATP binding. Gene Ontology annotation, biological process: protein phosphorylation; regulation of chromosome separation.